AUGAUUGAACUGAUAGCUGCGCGUGGAAACACGUCACUAGAAUCUGCGGUUUCCUUGACAAAGUCCCUUCGAUGGGAUAUCCAAGCUCUAGGCCAGCGACUCGCGAACGCCGCCGCCUCGGAAGAGCUGAUAAGAAAGGGCGCAAAGUCCUCUCGGAGCCGUUCCCAAAAUGACGCCGAAAUCAAGCUCAUCAUCAAGGACAUCCGAAACCUCCUAGUCCGGAUUGAAGAUGCCGUUCCGCUACUUAACCUAGCAAUCACGACCUCUGGUGCGAAACUAUCCACCAAUUUACCGUCCACAAUAUCUCCAUCCCGAUUGCUGCAGGCCAGCACAUUCCUCACCGCUGGAGAUACGCAGUACUCCAUGUUUCCAUCUCAGGCUAUCCAGAUUGGCCCAACCUUCACUCUUUCCGUGUACAUGCUCUUCGCAAGCCAUCUGCGUCCCCAGGACGAAGAAGGAAUUCGCGAGACAACGUGGAAAGAAGUCAUGCAUAAAGCGCGGCUAAAGCUGCGCCGUGUGCCGAUGGAUCUGGCGCUCACUCCACGGGCCCAGGCCCGACGUCGUCAACUUCCUGCUGAGGCGAGGAUUGAUGAAUUCGCCUACCAGCUUCUCGUCGUGGAGGAUCUCGACGACGGCAGGGUUCAUAGCUUCGACGAAAGUGAGCCGCAACCCGACAGCUACGAAGGCGUGAAAACAGCGGGGAUCCGCGAGAUUCUUCCAAUACACCAAAUAUCUAAGAUAUUUUACGCCGAUACUGGCAAGAUCCUCAAUAUUAGCACCGAAGGCGAAACCAACAACCCGGUUUUGCUUCUAAAACGAGACGUCAACGCUAUUCCUCCGCGACGGAUGGUUGAGCGGGAAGAAGCGUAUGGCUCGGCCGACGGAGAGUCGGACCACGAAGAAGUCGAUGAGAUUCAGGCUCAACUCGACGCACAGUUAAACAGCGCAACUAGUUAUACCGAUGCCCCCAGUUUCCAUGAGAGUUCCAUUCCGGAAGAGUGGCGUCUCCCCAAGGAUUUAGAUCCCGAGUGGAUCGCGUUCGAGGUCUACAACGAAGACGAUCCAUCGGACUCUGAUACAGAAGACGAAGACGCCAAAUCACCUCGUCGCGAGGCAUCUGUUGACCCUGAGCUGAUGGCGAAUCUUUCUCUGGGUCCGAAAGAUAAACCGUCCACGCCAGCAUCUUCUGCCCCAUCACGGCCCACAUCUUCUUCGAAUCAGGCGAUAACCACCGUGUCGAAUCCCCUUUUCAACCACAUCCGCACUUCCCUCUCUCUUCUGGAGACACUCCUCCGUUUGACGUCACUGCAGCAGUUCCAACAACAGUCACACCUCUCCAUCAGCGACGAACUCCUCAACUUCUUCCUUGAGGAGUCUUCAACGACUGGUGCUGGUGGUGAUGAGCAACACCGACAGCGUCUCCGUGCUGAUGCGAGACGUCGCGUCGGAUGGGAUCCAUAUGACGAGAGCCCUCUGAAGCGACGUGGUGAAGACUACCAAUAUAGCUAUGCCCCAGAAGGAACGCCAAUUGGCUUCCGCCCGAGUAGCAGCGAAUAUUACCCUUAUUCACCCACUGACGGACCGCGCGGUUUUCACCUGCGCUCGCGGGAGAAUACACCAGAGACUCCCAUACAGUCACGACAGUCCACGCCUCUACGGUCUGACAUGAGACGCAGUGCGCUCCGUGGUAUGUCUGCUUUCCCAGAUGAGUCGCGGCGAGGCUCGUCGUCACCUACUCGCUCUACACCAGCGGCUGGUGACGAUCCAGGGCAUACUGGGCCGGAUGUUCGAUCUUAA
Molecule: messenger RNA, 1797 nt
Organism: Aspergillus terreus NIH2624
Lineage: Eukaryota; Fungi; Ascomycota; Eurotiomycetes; Eurotiales; Aspergillaceae
Product: RanGTP-binding protein
Exons: 2
Coding region: 1-1797 (598 amino acids)
Cellular component (GO): cytoplasm; nucleus
Molecular function (GO): GTPase regulator activity
Source: RefSeq, a predicted model, not a curated record